Molecule: messenger RNA, 642 nt
Organism: Miscanthus lutarioriparius
Lineage: Eukaryota; Viridiplantae; Streptophyta; Magnoliopsida; Poales; Poaceae
Source: the annotation of a GenBank genome assembly
AUGGAGGAGGAGGAGGCGAAUCUGAGCGCCGGCGACGGCGAGGAGGAAGAGGAAGCGGCGGAGCACGCCUCCGGCGGCGGCGGGUUGGACUUCGACCCGACGGAGGACGAGCUGGUGCUGCACUUCCUGCGCCCGCAGCUGCGCGGGUUCCCGCCGCGCGUGGCGGGCGCCGUGCUGGAGGCGGACGCCUGCGGCGCGGCACCGUGGGAGCUGCUGGCGCGGUACGGCCUGCGGGAGCGGGGCCACUUCUUCGUGGCGCGCGGGCGGGGGCGCGGGCGGACCGCAGUGCGCCGCGCCGUGGCCGGCGCCGGCUCCUGGAUGCGCAGCGCCACGAGGCUCGGGCAGUCCGUGACGGACCUCGGCGUCGUGGUGCGGUGGAGCAGGGCCAAGUUCUGCUUCUACGUGCCCCAGCCGGGUUUGGGGCCGGGGCCGGGGCAGGGGCGGCAGCUGCGGAGCGCCGGGUGGGUGCUGGAGGAGUACCAGAUCACGGACCCGCGGUGCUACCGCCGCGCCGACGAGGAGGAGGAGGACCGGUACUGGGUGCUCUGCCGCGUCAGGAGGAGCGGAGAUCAUGGGCGGCGGACAGAGGCUGGGGCUGGAGCUGGGACGCCGCCGCCGGGCUGGAACAGGGUUCCGGAGUGA